AUGGCACUCUGGGCUCGACUGCGCGCUCGCUAUUCACUCAAUAGUGACGUGAGUCGGGUCCGUCGGACGUUCACUCGAAGCGGCGUCGCCCGGUGCAAUGUUAGGCGGUGGCGAGUUAGACGAGUCAAUGCAGACGAUGCGACACUUGGAUUUGCCGUUUCCGAACUUCGAGCUCCGUCUGCGGCGAAGCGCUUUGAUAAACUGCUCUCGUUUGCACAAUCCACGUUGAUAAGAUACGUUAGUAUUUGA
Messenger RNA from Leptosia nina, 249 nucleotides. Lineage: Eukaryota; Metazoa; Arthropoda; Insecta; Lepidoptera; Pieridae. The record is from the annotation of a GenBank genome assembly.